UCUAUAAAUACAGCAAGACCGUGUCAUUAAAUUUACAGGAUAUCCCUCUCCCAAAUUCAGCAUUCAUAGUAUUGAAAUUAUUCUAUCAAUCUCUCUUGUUCCGUCUUAAAGCCAAAACCAUUAAUUAAGUUUGUGUCUUUUUCCAUUUGGACAACACACAUCGAGUUAUUAGAAUGAAAGAGUAUUGGACUUCUUUUGCAUCAAUUCUUGGUGUCUUUGCUUUUUGUCAAACCAUCCUCCAAACGGUGUUCCCACCAGAACUCCGUUUCGCUUUCGCAAAACUCUUCAACCGACUCUUCAACUGUUUCUCCACAUACUGUUACUUCGACAUAACAGAAAUAGACGGCGUCAACACCAACGAACUCUACAACGCCGUUCAGCUUUACCUAAGCUCUUCCGUUUCCAUAACCGGCAACCGUCUAAGCCUAACACGCGCUGUUAACUCAAGCGCCUUCACUUUCGGUCUCGCAAACAAUGACAGCAUCGUCGACACAUUUAACGCCGUUAACGUAACCUGGGAACACGUCGUGACUCAGAGAAAUACACAAACAUUUUCAUGGCGUCCAUUACCAGACGAAAAACGCGGUUUCACUCUUCGAAUUAAGAAAAGAGAUAAAAAUUUGAUUUUAAACUCUUACUUAGAAUUCAUAAUGGAAAAAGCUUGUGAAAUUCGAAGAAAAAAUCAGGAUCGUCUUUUAUACACAAAUUCAAGAGGUGGAUCUUUGGAUUCAAGAGGUCAUCCAUGGGAAUCUGUGCCGUUUAAGCAUCCAAGUACAUUUGAUACAUUAGCAAUGGAUCCUUUGAAGAAGAAAGAGAUAAUGGAAGAUUUGAUAGAUUUUGCAAAUGGACAAAGUUUUUAUCAUAAAACUGGUAGAGCUUGGAAAAGAGGUUAUCUUCUUUAUGGUCCACCAGGAACUGGUAAAUCUAGCAUGAUUGCUGCUAUGGCUAAUUAUCUUGGUUAUGAUAUUUAUGAUUUGGAAUUAACUGAAGUUCAUAAUAAUUCUGAACUUAGGAAACUUCUUAUGAAGACUAGUUCUAAAUCUAUUAUUGUUAUUGAGGAUAUUGAUUGUUCUAUUAACCUCACUAACAGAAAAAAAGACAAAAAUAAUGUUUCUGGUUCGAGGAGUUUUUAUGACUCGGUUGAAAUGCGAGGUGUUGGUGGUGGUGUUGGUGUUGGUGGUGGUGGUGAAGAAGGUGGGAAUUCAAUAACGCUCUCUGGGUUAUUGAAUUUUACUGAUGGGUUAUGGUCAUGUUGUGGGAGUGAGAGGAUAUUUGUGUUUACUACAAAUCACAUUGAGAAACUUGAUCCAGCUUUGUUGAGAAGUGGGAGAAUGGAUAUGCAUAUAUUUAUGAGUUAUUGUUCUGUUUCGGCUUUGAAGAUUUUGUUGAAAAAGUAUUUGGGUGUUGAAGAGGGUGUUGAUUUGGAUGAGAUUGUUUUGAAGGAAUUGGAAGAGGUUGUUGAAAUAGCGAAGAUGACACCAGCUGAUAUAAGUGAGGUUUUGAUUAAGAAUAGGAGGAAGAAGGAGAAAGCUGUUGGUGAGUUGUUGGAGAUUUUGAAGUCCAAGGCUGAGGAAAAUGUGAAAAAUGGUGUUCUUGUCCGAGGGGAAAAAGAUGAUGAUGAUGUUGAAGAGGAAGAGAAAAGGGCACUUGAUAGUGAUAGUCCUAAACAGGAAUCUGAGAUUGAAGAUAAUUGCAAGGUAGGAUCAGAGGAAGAAGAGAAGAUUAAGUGAUCAUAACAAAAGAAGCUUUGAAUUUAAUCACAUGGUUUGUGAAAUACAGGGGAGGGUAUUAAGAUACUUAUGUCUUAUUUCAAGUUUUAUUUAUUUUUUAGUAAUGGAGAUCCUUUAUUAUAUAAAAUAGAUAAAUAAAUAAUAUAAGUAAGAAAAUUUUAUUUGCAACUGGUUUGGUAUUAAGAUUUGUUCAUACUUUUGGUUUAGGUCUUUACAACCUGACUUAAUUGGGUAGCCAGCUGGGAGGUUGGUAAACACCUGGGAUGCACAUGGCAUGGAAAAGGCCAUUAGCUUGAUAGGACGNNUAGGGAAUAUGAGUGAUAAGUAGGGUAGCACUGUUACCUAGUAAAAUUGAAAUUUUGUUUUAGUGAUUAAAUUUAAUUCAUUUACUAUUUUUUGAAUUGAA
This is a messenger RNA of Cicer arietinum (chickpea), 2136 nucleotides long. RefSeq names its product AAA-ATPase At5g57480. NCBI's taxonomy places the organism in Eukaryota, Viridiplantae, Streptophyta, Magnoliopsida, Fabales, Fabaceae. The record is from RefSeq and is a predicted model, not a curated record. Gene Ontology annotation, molecular function: ATP binding; ATP hydrolysis activity.